AUGCAAGAUAUUCAAGCCACAACUUAAGAAUACGAUAAUGGGAAGAAUUCAGGUAAAUACUCUAUCAGAUCCAUGGCUUUACCGAAGAUUUCAAUCGCAAAGUAACUGCCAUAUUUGAGUGGAGUGGAUGAAGUAAGUAUGCCCAAACGCUAUAACAGAUAAUACUACAAGAUCCAAUAACCAACCAAGGAAAAGGAUCUCAUUAAUGAUAAGGAAGUCUUCGGUAGUCUGACAUCUAAUAAUGAAGAACUUUACGAGGAUCGUAAGCCCAAGGAUCUAAUUGGUGAGGAUGCUUAUAGAUCUUAUUACCAUACAUUUAAAAAUAUAAAGAGAAUUUUGGAACAGAACUAAUUCGAAAAUAUUCAAAGUAUGCAUAGAUUAUCAUUGAAAAUAGACUCUGUAUAGACUAAUUUGAUUUAGAGAUCUGAAAGAUUAAGGAUAUUGCCAUGUAAAAUGGGUUUGAUAAAAUUGAAGGGUGAUCGUAAUUCACUUUCUAUACAAAACUAAAAGUUUGGAGAUAAAUAUGUGGAAGUGCUUUCUGAAGGUUUAAGAACACUACCAGCUAUUCAAGAUUUCAAUUUUAAUCAUAAUCGAAUUAAGGAAUAAGGAGCAGCAUAAUUAAUGCCUUUAAUUAGCAAACAGGCUAGAAGGAUUGAAUUCUAAACAAAUUUAAUAGGAGAAAAAGGUUUAGAUUCAAUUUUGAAAAUCCUCCCUUUGUAACAAUGCAAGAUUCAGAUUUUGAAUUUGGAAGACAAUAAUCUAGGAGAUCAAUUAAUUAUUGAAUUAUGUAAAGCAAUAAACAAGAAUCUCUCUGUUGAAACUUUGAAUAUUGCCAAAAAUAAAAUAACAAACAAUGCCCAUCAAAGUUUGAAAUAGUUAAUAGAAUCCAAUGAUACACUUAUGGAAUUGUAUUUGCGUUGGAAUUCUAUCAAAGGUUCUGGUGGGGCAGAGAUCUUCAAAGCAUUAUAAAUUAAUAAAACUAUCAAAGUGCUAGAUUUUUCAUACAAUUUACUAGGAUGCGGAAAUGUUAUUGCUCCAGCUUUAAAGGAUUUCAUUACUGAAAAUAAAGUCAUUCAACAUCUGGAUUUGUCAGCAAAUAGUUUCACUCAAUCGGAUUGCGAAAUUAUAUCUGAAGCCUUGAAAUACAACCACUCAAUUUAUGGGUUUCAUUUCAGAGGCAACUUUGGAUUUGUGGAUUCAAAAGGUUUCUUGAUUAUCGAUUCGAUUAUGAAGAAUUUCAACUCCACACAUAUUGAAUAACGAAUUAGAGGUGUUAUGCCACACCCUAAACCUUAUGAUCACGCCUAGAGAUUUGAGAAAGUUAGGGAUGUCUGUUGGAUAUGUGAUAACUGGUAAAUGGCUACAUUCGAAUGGAUCCCCAAUUAAAGCGGAGCUUGUGCUGAUGAACCUAUCUUCAUUCAUUUUGAUUAUGAAGGCUAUGAUCCUAUAUUUUUAGGGAAACCUGUUGAGCAUGGCCAUUUCAGGACUCAUAGAAUGAUUCCAACUGGAGAUAUUGAAUACUUUUACACUGCCAAUUCUAUCUAAGUUGCAAGUCAAUCUGUUCCUAUAAAAUAACACAUCGAGAAAUUCAGAACUAAAGUUAGCAUAGCUGAUUAGGUUGUGAAUGUGUUGAUUGAUGAAACCAAUAUAGAAUCAUAUUCUAAAUCGAAACCUGUUAUUGAAGAUUGGUAUCCCAAUUAUGAUGUUUUACCAAGAACAUAAGAUCCCAUCUACAUUCCUGCCAAAAGAAAGAAGUAAAAAAGAAUUUGGACAUAUCCAAUCUCUAUAUGGGCUCCUAAGUAUAAAUUUGACACUGAGGAAUUAUUGCGUAAAUGCUUUGAAAGAGAUUGUUUGUUAAAAAGUAAGAAGAACAGGAUUAGGUUUAAAGAAAUGUUAUGGUAAGCUUAUAAACCAAUGAGAGAAACUUAUAGAUUUUAUGCUAGUGUCAAUCCUACAGGGGAUGUAUUUUCAAUGUCUGUAAAUCCAACAUCUGAUUUUGUGAAUCAAUGCCAAUUGAUUGAUUAGAAGUAAUUGAAAUUGGCAGAUGUGGAUCUUAAAUUUAUUGCAACUUGUAGUGCAUCUUCAGUUGAUUACAAGGGUAAUUAUAGAAAUCCAGAGAGGUCAUUGGUUAGAUACCAGAUGAUGGAAUUCUUAGUGAGAGUCUCAGAUGAUAAAUAUAUUAGAUUCAAUCCCUAAAUCAACAUUGUUUAAGCUACUAAAAUGAUGUUAGAAUAAUGUAUGCCACACAUGUCCUAAUUUGAUUCUCAUAAAUGGAGAGCAGAGAGAUACUUUGUAGAAUAAUGUGAUGAUGUAUGUAAGAAAUAUAAGUGGGUUUUUGAUUAUGUUUAUAUGAGAAAUUCAUCCAGAAAGGUUAAGCCAGGUUAAGCACCUUUUAUGUGUUUGGAUGAACUCAAGGAUAUUUGCAAUAAAGCUAAUUUAUAUGAUGAAAAUUUUGUUGAAAGGGAUGUAAAUCUAGCAUUCAAUUUAUCUACACUUACAUAAAUUGAUGAAUUAGAAAGUGAUAGACUAUUUUAAAUGUAAUGGAUCGAGUUUAUGGAAGCCGUAGCUAGGAUUGCAGAUAAGUACUCUCCUAUUGCUCUUGGAAAAAAAGAAGAAAAAGAAUGGACCUAUGAAUUAAGAUAUCAGUAACCUCUAUUCUACAAGUUAGAAGCCUUUAUGGUGCAUUUAAUAAAUAACUUAGUUGAUGAAGAAACCAAAAAGAAUUGGAAAUAACCUACUAUUUCAAUGUUUGAUGAGGUUGAAGAAGAUGAAUAUUAUUGA
This is a messenger RNA of Paramecium tetraurelia, 2781 nucleotides long. RefSeq lists its product as uncharacterized. NCBI's taxonomy places the organism in Eukaryota, Ciliophora, Oligohymenophorea, Peniculida, Parameciidae. The transcript is spliced from 8 exons. The record is from RefSeq and is a predicted model, not a curated record.